Molecule: messenger RNA, 396 nt
Organism: Eruca vesicaria subsp. sativa (arugula)
Lineage: Eukaryota; Viridiplantae; Streptophyta; Magnoliopsida; Brassicales; Brassicaceae
Source: the annotation of a GenBank genome assembly
AUGUCGUGGCAAUCGUACGUUGAUGACCACCUUAUGUGCGAUGUCGAAGGAAACCACCUCACCGCCGCCGCUAUUCUCGGCCAAGACGGCAGUGUCUGGGCUCAAACCGCCAACUUCCCUCAGUUGAAGCCUGAAGAGAUCAAUGGAAUCAGCAAGGAUUUUGAUGAGCCUGGGACUCUUGCCCCAACGGGUCUAUUUCUUGGUGGUGUGAAAUACAUGGUUAUUCAAGGUGAACCAGGAGCUGUGAUCCGAGGGAAGAAGGGACCUGGAGGCGUUACUAUCAAGAAGACGAAUCAAGCCUUGGUCAUUGGUAUCUACGAGGAGCCCAUGACUGGAGGUCAAUGCAAUUUGGUUGUUGAAAGGCUUGGGGAUUACCUCAUCGAGUCUGAACUCUAA